Messenger RNA from Salmo salar (Atlantic salmon), 4407 nucleotides. The record is from RefSeq and is a predicted model, not a curated record. NCBI's taxonomy places the organism in Eukaryota, Metazoa, Chordata, Actinopteri, Salmoniformes, Salmonidae.
GACUAGAGAACAGCGCUUUCUUUUUUUCUAUUAGGCUACUGCAAAUGGAUGUCUAAUUAUGAGAUGAGACGAUGAAAUUGGGGGAAAAGUAUAUAUAAGUAUAUUUAUUUAGAAGAUUGUAUUUUUGCGGAUAGGAUACUUGCCUCAUGAAGACAAUCUGUGUACAUGUUCUUACACAUGCAUUUAAAUGUUCCAUUUCAGUUAUUUUGUAUUUGUUUUGUUUUACUUUUUACCUCAUAAUAUUUUCAUUGAACAUGCCUAUGAAACGGAAUACAAGCCCGAUCCGGGAUGGCCCAUUUCUUCAUGUUCAUCCACCUUCAACCAAGAAAUUCUGCGAUGCCUCUGAGGAGUUUAUGCACACCGCUUUAUCUGACGAGAAAUUACCCCGUGAUUUCCAUGGACAUUCACUCUCAAAGUUUGACGAGGAAGAUGAUUCGGGAAUUAAAUCAGAAGCAGAAGACACUAAUGAAACCCCAUCUUCUGAGGAGGACCAGGAUUUUGUUGAGUAUUCCAAAGAUUUGCCUUUCAAACAGACUACCCCGAGGAAAAGCAUCACUCAGAUCAUAAAGGACAAGAAGAAACAGACUCAGCUCACCCUUCAAUGGCUGGAGGAAAACUAUAUUGUUUGUGAAGGGGUUUGUCUGCCACGUUGCAUCCUGUACGCUCACUACCUAGACUUCUGUAGGAAGGAGAAACUGGAUCCAGCCUGUGCUGCUACAUUUGGCAAGACAAUUCGUCAGAAAUUUCCACUUCUUACAACAAGAAGACUUGGGACCCGAGGUCAUUCAAAAUAUCAUUAUUACGGCAUUGGCAUCAAAGAGAGCAGUGCCUAUUAUCACUUGUUGUACUCAGGGAAAGGCUUGACGAGAUUUUCAGGGAGCAAACUCAAGAAUGAGGGAGGAUAUACUCGGAAAUACUCCCUCAGCUCAAAAACAGGAACUUUGCUUCCAGAAUUCCCAAGUGUACAGCAUCUAGUGCUUCAAGGUUCUGUCUCUAAAGAGAAGGUGGACACGCUCAUCAUGAUGUACAAAACACAUUGUCAGUGCAUCCUGGACAAUGCCAUCAAUGUCAACUUUGAAGAGAUACAGAAUUUUCUGCUGCAUUUCUGGCAAGGAAUGCCCGACCACCUUUUACCACUGCUGGAUAACUCCAUAAUCGUGGACACCUUCUGUGUGUGUGACUCUAUACUAUAUAAGGUUCUGACAGAUGUCCUGAUCCCUGCUACGAUGCAGGAGAUGCCUGACAGUCUCCUGGCAGACAUCCGUAACUUAGCCAAGCACUGGGAAGACUGGAUGGUGUCUUCUCUGGAAAACCUCCCAGAAUGCCUCUCAGAGAAGAAGCUCCCGAUUGCACGCAGAUUUGUGUCCUCUCUAAAGCGUCAGACCUCCUUCUUACACCUUGCCCAGAUCGCGAGACCAGCUCUUUUUGACCAGAAUGUGGUGAACUCCAUGGUGGUGGAUAUAGAUCAAGUGGAUUUGAACAGCAUAGGGUCACAAGCCCUUUUCACCAUCUCAAGUGGUGACCAAGACUCUGACCUCUACUCUGAAUAUGACUCUAUAACAGCGUUCCAAGAGCUGAAAGACCUACUGAAGAAGAAUGCCACUGUGGAAUCCUUUAUUGAGUGGCUGGACACUGUUGUGGAGCAGAAGGUCAUUAAGCCUGGGAAGCAGAACGGACGGUCUAUAAAGAAGCGAGCUCAGGACUUCCUCCUCAAGUGGAGUUUCUUUGGAGCACGUGUUAUGCACAACCUCACGUUGAACAACGCCACCAGUUUUGGUUCGUUCCACCUAAUCCGCAUGCUGCUGGAUGAGUAUAUCCUUCUGGCUAUUGAGACACAAUUCAACAAUGACAAAGAACAAGACCUCCAGAAUCUCCUAGAUAAAUACAUGAGAAAUGCAGAUGGCAGCAAGGCGGCAUUCACUGCCUCCCCUAGCUCCUGUUUCCUGGCCAACCGUAACAAGCCCAGCGUGGUGUCCAGUGAUCUGUCUGUGAAGAACGAGUCCCUCUCAGAACACACAUACAUGACCCUGUCAGCUAAUCAGCAGGCAAACAUGACUGUCUACCAGGGCUCUGAUACAGAUGGAUUCUCUCUGUCAGGACAAAUGGACUUUUCCCAGAACAGUGGCCCUCUGAUGACCCCUCCCAUCUCCCCAGCCAUGGUGAACAGGGGCAGUGUCAUCAACCAGGUCCCCAUGGCCGUCAUACCCCAGAGCGCCUGCACCACCAUCCAGCCCCACAUCUCCUGCCAAGCCUUCCCAGACACCAUGUACCAGAGCCUGCCUUCCAGUAGCCCCAGCUACUACCCCACCACUUCCAACUACCAGGCUGUGUUCAGACCCCAGACACACGCCCAGGCCCCUGCCUACCACACCCGCUCCGGCAGCAGCCACUACCCGUCCUUCAGUGAGCAGCACCUGGCCAAAGACUACUUCAACAGCAGCUGUGCAGUGUCCCCCUACAGCUCCAGACACACUUCCAAUUACAGCACAGCCCCUGAUCCUGGGAUGGAGACUCAGGGGGUUGAGCUACUGGACUCUGGAGGAUACAACUUUGUCAUGAGUGGGUUAAACAGUAGUGGCUGUCAGGAGUCUGCCUACUCAACAGCAGGACAGAGUGGGUACUAUGGAAACAGUGGCUACCUGGAUAGCCAGAGGCUGGGUUCCAUGAUAGACCAGCAUGUGUCAGUUAUCAGCAGUGUGAGCAGUAUCCGUUCCGUCCCAACGUACGCUGAUGUACACGAUCCCCUCAACAUCCUGGAUGACAUGGGCAGAAAGCUGGCAGGCCCUUACUACCCUGAGUCUGACUCACUGGGCACACCUGGAGCUCCUCCCCUCCCCUCCUCCAUCUCCGCACCCUGCAUGUAUGGAGGUCCUGCCCAGUUCCACUCCCAGGAUGCACCGCUUCCUCACCGGGGACCAUCUGAGGUGCGUGACAUGGUGUCAUCGCUGCCACCCAUCAACACUGUGUUCAUGGGGUCUAGUGGAGGAGGACCGUGAGCCGUGACUGAACCUCCAACCACCACCGCUCCUCACGGUCCUCCGUUCCCUCCCACACCUCUCCUCAAGGUCCUCCAUUACCUCCCACACCUCUCCUCAAGAUCCUCCGUUCCCUCCCACACCUUUCCUCAAGGUCCUCCGUUACCUCCCACACCACUCCUCAAGGUCCUCCGUUACCUCCCACACCACUCCUCAAGGUCCUCCGUUACCUCCCACACCACUCCUCCACUCCUCAAGGUCCUCCGUUCCCUCCCACACCACUCCUCAAGGUCCUCCGUUACCUCCCACACCACUCCUCAAGGUCCUCCGUUACCUCCCACACCACUCCUCCACUCCUCAAGGUCCUCCGUUCCCUCCUACACCACUCCUGAAGGUCCUCCGUUCCCUCCCACACCACUCCUCCACUCCUCAAGAUCCUCCGUUCCCUCUUACACCACUCUUCAAGGUCCUCCGUUCCCUCCCACACCACUCCUCAAGGUCCUCCGUUCCCUCCCACACCACUCCUCAAGGUCCUCCGUUCCCUCCCACACCACUCCUCAAGGUCCUCCGUUAUCUCCCACACCACUCCUCCACUCCUCAAGGUCCUCCGUUCCCUCCCACACCACUCCUCCACUCCUCAAGGUCCUCCGUUCCCUCCCACACCACUCCUCCACUCCUCAAGAUCCUCCGUUCCCUCCUACACCACUCCUCAAGGUCCUCCGUUACCUCCCACACCACUCCUCAAGGUCCUCCGUUCCCUUCCACACCACUCCUCAAGGUCCUCCGUUCCCUCCCACACCACUCCUCAAGGUCCUCUGUUCCUUCCCACACCACUCAGUCACUGUAAGCAAUGACUCUGAUCAUAGACAAAAUAUGCUUAAAGUAUCUCUCUUAUCUAGCCUGUAUAUCUUGUGCCAAUUUAUGAAGCCCUCAGCUGUUCAGUCAAUGUGCAGUCAAAUGUUUUGAUGAAUUGAAUGAAUGAAUAAUUUACAAUUGAACCAUUUUAAUAUAAUUCAAUCUGUUCAUCUUCAUGUGGUUGAAGGCAACAUUGUGUCUUUUCUGAGUUAACAUGUAAAUAAAUACCUGUAGAAUAAUACCAGGAAUGUAAACAUUUGAAAUGUAAAAUAUAUAGUCUCAUGUAAGACAGGUUUGAUUAAUUAUGACUAGUUUAAAACACCAUGUUAUUUAUUUUAGUUGCCUUUAUAACCUGUUACAAUGUAAUAUUAAUGCUGGAAAUGUAUAUACUCUCUAUCUGAGUUAGGCCAGACAUUGUUGAAACUAAACUGUAAGCAAAAAAUAUUUUGUAUCUUAGGUUUUGAUAAAUGUAAAAUUAGGAGAAAAUUAACUUAUACUUACCUGUAUAUGACCGAAUGAGAGGUAGGAGCUUAGAAAUUACUGUUGUUUGCAAUACAGAUGAACAUUUAUUAAAUAA